AUGUUUUGGAGACUCGGCUUAAACCAUUCCGCAAUUGACGGACUUCUUGAUAAGGAAGAUCUAACCUUGGAGGAAUUAUUGGACGAAGAUGAUUUACUUCAAGAAUGCAAAGCUCACAAUAAUAAACUGAUUGAAUACCUUCGUGAUCCCGUAAUUUUGUCACAAUUGCUUAAUUAUAUAAUUCGUGAUGAUUUGGAUGAGAGACAAAGAUUCAAAUAUCCAUAUAUUGCAUGCGAGGUUCUUUCCUGUGAAAUUUGGGCUAUUUGUGAGGCCGUCAUCGAUAAUGCAGAUUUGCUUAAUUCGUUUUGGCAAUUCUUAGACAGUCCUCCACCAUUAAAUCCCUUACAAGCAGGUCAUUUUACAAAAGUUAAUGUAGUAUUCAUGCAGAAAAAGAUGAACGAGAUGGUUAAAUUCAUUCAAUCAAUUCCUAAUGUCGUUAAAAAAAUGUUGAAUCAUUUGGAGACCUCAGCUAUUGUGGAAUUAUUGCUUAAAUUAAUUAGUGUCGAGGAGUACCCGGAAGGUGCUGGGGUUAUUGAUGUUAGUGGUAAAUCGUAUCAAAUUGAUUGGUUGAAUUCUGAAGGACUUGUUGAUGCACUAAUUUCACGGCUGGACCCGAAUUUUGAUCCUGAUGUUCAUUCAACUGUUGCUCAAGUUCUAAUCGAUCUUGUUGCCAUUUCUCAAUCGAGUAAUCCUGAGCAAGGUGGUGUCGGUCCAAAUGCUCUGAGUAAAGAACUUAUCAGUGAAAAAACUGUAACACGGCUUGUCGAUUAUAUGCUUGACCCAGUAGCUCCAAAUUCAACUUCUACAUUAACAAAUGGUAUAAGUAUAUUUAUUCAAAUUAUUCAAAAGAAUAAUAGCGACUAUCAUGAAGAUUCAAUGUUACCUUCCCAACUUCAACAGCAUCCAGUGGUUGAUUUAAGCGAUAUGUUAAGAGUCUUGGCUAAUCGAAUUGGGGAGUUUAAGGAUUUAUUGGAAAGUCCUAAAUCAGUGUCGGGUCAAAUCGAAACAACGAUAGGUAAAAUUGUUCCACUUGGAUUUGAAAGAUUCAGGAUUUGCGAACUUCUUGCAGAAUUAUUACAUUGUUCAAAUAUGAGCUUGCUCAAUACUGUUCAGCAUGAUACAUCUACCAACGGGUUUUUCGAAUUAAAACGCGUAGAAGAUUACAAUGACUACGGACAAGUACUGGAUUCAAAUAUUUCUAAUGAAAAUUAUCAAGCUCAAAAAGUUGACGAAUCUCAAACAGCAAUGGAUAUUCAAGGAAAUGAAGAUACAAAGCAAAAGGAUUCACAACAGGAAGAAAUAUCUGUGGAACAAACCGCAAAACCUGUUUCUUCACCGAUAUUAAUGGAUAUUGUUGAAGAAUCACGGGAAUCAUCGGGAUCAGAAUAUGCCACACCAACUGACAUUUCUAAUGGACCGGUAUCUUCAGAGUUGCCGGUAGGCGAUAUAUUAAAGUUCAAAUUUGUUGAGCACAAAAUUAUACCAACAUGCCUGGAUUUAUUCUUUAAUUUUAAAUGGAAUAAUUUCCUGCAUACUGUGGUUUACGAUAUGAUCACUCAAAUAUUUAAUGGAAGAAUGGAUAUGGGGUAUAAUAAGACACUGGCAAUUUCUGUUUUCACCGAUGGACAGCUUACCAAACGUAUUACGAUGUCACAAAGACUAAACGAUAGUGAAGUUGAAAAACCAAAGGGCGUUAGGUUAGGUUAUAUGGGACAUUUAACCUUUAUCGCAGAAGAAGUAGUUAAAUUGUUGGAUAAUUAUGCGGUAGAAAUCGGAGAGAAAGUGAUAGAUUAUAUUGCGGCAGAAGAUUGGCAGGAAUAUGUAUCUAAAACAUUAUUUGAGACAAGAAAGCGUGAUCGUGAACCAUUAGGUGGCCAUCGUCCAAAUACUCAUGAUAGCAUGUCUCCUAGCGGUGACAUGGCAAGCGAUCAGUUUGCGCGGUAUUUAUGUCAACAAAUUACGAAUGAUUUACCGGAUAAAUUUGGUUCAUCAGAUGAAGAUGAUAGUGAGGAUGAUGAAGGGUGGAUUGGUGAUGAUUUUGACAGAGAUGACCUUGAUAUGAAUAUGAGGGGACCUUUCGCGAAUCCUAACAUGCUUGAGGGUGAUCCUUUCGAAAAUCGCAGAUCAUCUCUAGAUGAAGAAUUUAGAGGUGAUAGUGAUGAUGAGGAUAAUCCUAGCCAAUGGCAUUCUAGUUUGCAGGAAAAUAAGCAACUUCUUACCGUUGCAGAUUGGACAGCGGAUUUUCGAUCAACCUUUAAAUCCUCCGAUACAAUACAAACUUCAGAUUCGACAUCAUUAGCAACUAUCACCGCAAUUAUAACUCCGAAUACAAGUGAACCAUCCAUAGAAAUUUCUUCAAAUUCGAAACCCCCCAUCACAAAUAUUCAAGAAUCCAGUAAUUCGUUGAACAAUAUCAAAGAAGUUCCCGAAAAAGGUUCGAUUUUAGAGGAAUUAACAACUGCGCAAUCAAAUGUUGUUUCGGUUAUCGAUAAUCCAUACAAGCAAGAAUCAACGGAUAAAUUACGUGUUGAAGGAGAAAAACUUAUGAACUUUGAUAAAAUGGAGAACGUUAGUGUAAAGACUGUUGAUAAUAAUCAUAAAGAUGUACAGAAACCAAACGAGAAAAUCCAAGAUGAUAUGAAAUCACUUAGUUAA
Funneliformis mosseae is the source of this 2655-nucleotide messenger RNA. The record is from the annotation of a GenBank genome assembly. Lineage: Eukaryota; Fungi; Glomeromycota; Glomeromycetes; Glomerales; Glomeraceae.